This is a messenger RNA of Nyctereutes procyonoides (raccoon dog), 705 nucleotides long. It is a transcript of the gene PRSS37, whose product is annotated as serine protease 37. The record is from RefSeq and is a predicted model, not a curated record. Bases 1 to 705 code for a protein of 234 amino acids. Gene Ontology annotation, biological process: positive regulation of acrosome reaction; proteolysis. Lineage: Eukaryota; Metazoa; Chordata; Mammalia; Carnivora; Canidae. Gene Ontology annotation, molecular function: serine-type endopeptidase activity. The transcript is spliced from 5 exons. Gene Ontology annotation, cellular component: acrosomal vesicle.
AUGAAAUUUAUCUUCUAUUUGGGUGUCCUUGCUGGGACAGUUUUCUCUGCUCACUCUGUGCAAAAAGAAGACCAUGCUCCCUAUCUGGCAUACCUCAGGUCUCACUUCAACCCCUGCGUGGGUGUUCUCAUCAAAGACAACUGGGUGCUAGCCCCAGCUCACUGCUACUUACCAAACCUAAAAGUGAUGCUGGGAAAUUUCAGGAUCAGAGUCAGAGAUGGCACAGAACAGACAAUUAACCCCAUCCAGAUUAUCCGCUACUGGAACUUUAGCCAUACCUCCCCACAGGAUGACCUCAUGCUCAUUAAGCUGGCGAAACCUGCCAAACUCAACAAUAAAGUCCAGCCUCUGCCCCUCGCCACCAACAAUGUCCGUCCAGGCACCACCUGUCUACUCUCAGGUUUGGACUGGAGCCAGGACAACAACGGUAGACAUCCUGAUUUAAGGCAGAACCUGGAGGCUCCUGUGAUGUCUGAUAAAGAGUGCCAGAAAACCGAACAAGGGAAAAGCCACAGGAACUCCUUAUGUGUUAAAUUUGUGAAAGUCUUCAGCCGAAUUUUUGGGGAGGUGGCCGUCGCUACCGUCAUCUGCAAAAACAAGCUCCAGGGGAUUGAGGUUGGACACUUCAUGGGAGGAGAUGUUGGGAUCUACACUGAUAUUCACAAAUAUAUACCCUGGAUUGAGAGUAUCACUAAAGAUAAAUGA